Molecule: messenger RNA, 3230 nt
Organism: Actinia tenebrosa (Australian red waratah sea anemone)
Lineage: Eukaryota; Metazoa; Cnidaria; Anthozoa; Actiniaria; Actiniidae
Biological process (GO): detection of mechanical stimulus
Cellular component (GO): membrane
Molecular function (GO): calcium channel activity; calcium ion binding; protein binding
Source: RefSeq, a predicted model, not a curated record
AGUCUUUUUGGAUCAACGGUUAUCAAGUAACAACCACGACAGACUAUAUACAAUGGAAUAGCGCAGUUGAGUUCCAUUUCAACCCGUAUGAUCAUAAUACUAUCAUGAAGAAUUAUUUCGAAACCCCAGUCGUCGCCAGAUGGGUCGAGAUCAUGUUCAAAAGUUAUUAUGGUAAACCUUGUAUGCGUUUUGAGCUGUACGGAUCUAGAGGUGAAGUUAACAAAAACGUAGCUCUCUUUAAACCCACCGAGCAGUCAUCCAGCGGUAGCCAUCAUUCUUCUAAGGCCGUCGAUGGCAUCUUAACAGCAACUAUCGGAGAAGGAUCAUGCUCCACCACGCAGCUAGAAAAUAACCCAUGGUGGCGCGUUGAUCUUGAACACGAGUAUCUGAUUAAGAGCGUUAGCAUCAAGAAUAAUGAAGAUAAAUGUUGUUACGGGCGACUGAGUGAUCUGACAGUCAAGAUAAGUGUCAACCUGAAGACCAACUUUACUUGCGCGUCAAAUAUAUCACUCACAGUUGCUGGUGAACACAAGAAGGUAGUGUGCGAACAAAUGCGACAAGGGAGAUACGUUGAAAUAGUCAACUCCUUGAGGACCGUCUUGACGCUUUGCGAGGUUGAGGUCGAGGCAUAUGUUUCAGCUGAACUGAGGAAGGAUCCAGUGGGAUUAGAAUCAGGAUUGGUAAAGAAUGAAAGCAUAACUGCAAGCAGCGUCCUUGGAGAUGGUUAUUUACCCCACCAUGGACGAUUCAACACAAUAAUCGGAUCAGGAGGAUGGUGUGCUCUUAAUAAUAAUCCCAACACUGAGUAUCUACAAAUUGAUCUUGAGGUUCGCUAUACUGUCAAGGCUGUGUAUACUCAAGGACUUGCAAGUGGCUGCUUGCCAGCAUCAGCCCAAGUGUUAACCUACUCUUUGUCAUAUAGUGACAAUGGAAUCAACUGGGCCCAUGUGAUGCAAGGUAGUGAUACGAAGGUUCUGCCAAAAGGAAGUUAUUUCUUUGGUACCGAGAUACUAGGAAGAUAUUUCAGAUUUAAUCCUAUGACAUGGAAGAUCCACAUUUGUAUGAGAGUUGAGAUGAUUGGCCAACGAACUUACUCAAGUCCUCUUUAUAGAUCCAUCCCUAAUUAUGCUUUGAAAGAGUCAUCGUGGACAACUUAUACAGCGCAACGUAGUCAAUUGUUCUCCUUUGGUUGGCGGACGUUUGCAGAUAAAGAUCAGUUUUUGCUUAUUAAUGUAGUGCCAGGACCAAAACACGUGACUGGUAUAGUAACAAUGGCAGAUAUUGGCGGACGCAGCGUUAAACAGUAUAGUCUGUCAUAUAGUUAUAACGGCAUUAACUGGCUUGACUAUAUGGAAAAUGGAAAAGUCAAGGUUUUCUCGGGAGUUUCGGUGAAAUACUUAUCCGCUUCUCAUAAUCUGAAGCGGAGAGUUAUGGCUCUGUUACUCAAAAUAUUGGUGCUUGGAGUGCAAAUCGAGGUAGGCCUCACGGUUGAGCUCUAUGGAUGUAAAGUCUGUGAUGAACAGCCCCUUGGGAUGGAAGAUGGUUCUAUCCAGGACUCUUCUAUAACUGCUAGUAGCUGGAAAAGUGGUCUAGAGCCGUAUAAGGGGCGCUUUAAUGGAGGGACUGGUUGGUGCGCGAACUCAAGAAGUGCAGGAGAAUAUAUGCAAGUUGAUUUUAAGAGAGUGAUGACCAUUUCUGCUAUAACAAUGCAAAUUGUUGAAAGAACGCUUCUUGGUUGGCCUUAUUCCUUUACAUUAGGAUACAGCUAUGACGGACGUGUAUUUCGGAAUUAUAAAACUCAGGAUGGAAAAGAAAAGACGUUUGGUUUUGGAAGUAUACAAAGGCCUCAACUGAAAUUUUAUCUGGAGCGUUUUGUGGAGGCAAGAAAGUUCCGUGUAUAUGUUAAGAAAUUUUACAACCAUUUGUGCAUGAGAUUCGAGUUACAUGGAUACAAAAAAGAGUGUUUUGGACCCGUGGAGCUUAGUUUGAACGAUGCAAAACGCUUGAUGAAAGCUUCCAGCUAUCUUGGCCUUGGAUUCGAGCCUUGGUACGGUGACAUGCGUAUUGGCGAUGACUCGCUAACCUGGUGUGCUGCCGAUACUUCCACGCAACAGUUCCUCCAAUUUGAUUUGAUUUUCUCUCACAGAAUCACUGAGAUUUCUGUGUCUGGCAGGACUGCCGAUCUCGAUACUUUCCAACAAUUAAACGACUCGUGGGUAUCUCGUUAUCGACUGCAAUACAGAGAAGAGAUGGGCGAUUGGAAGUAUUAUGAGUACUCUGGGACAAUUGUGGAAAUUCAAGGAAAUUCUGGAAUCAAGACAGCCGUUUCUCAUGCGAUCAAUACAAGCUUGAUUGCCCGUUACAUCCGCAUUCUUCCUGUUCAAUGGGAAAACUGGAUCUGCAUAAGAGUGGAACUGAGAGGAUGCAAAGUGAAAGACAUUGCUUUGGAAAUGGAAAAUGGAAACACGGAGAUCCUUUAUGAUAGUAUCUUAGGAGAUGGGACAAAUUUCCCCGCAUUAUUAGGCACACCAAGUAAUUCAUGGAUUAGCCAAUACGCAACUAACCCUCAAGGUAGACCAUUUUUACAAAUUGGGUUUGUAACGAUAUCCAAACACAUCACUUCAUUCGCAACCGCCGUGGUCUCAGAUGAACGCACAUGGUCGUUUUAUCUAUCUUAUACUGAAGAAGGGCACGUCUGGACUAACUAUACAGAGAAUGGAGUUUUAAAGAUUUUUGAAGGCAACCGGAAUAAGCAUCUCGUUGUGAAGCACAAUCUUAGAAGAUCUUUAACAGCGCGCGCCAUUAGACUUAACCCGAUCACCUGGCGAUCUAAACCAGCUUUUAAAGUAGAGCUGUAUGGAAAUGAAGUGUGUUACGAAGCAUUAGGAUUGGAAAGUGGCUUACUUCCAAAUUCCUCUUUCACGUCUAAUGCAUUCAUCCCGGGGUACGAACCAUGGAAAGCUCGUGUAAACAGUCCACGUCCAUGGUGUUUUAUCAGUAAAACUGACCGAGGAUUGCUUUACAUAGAUCUUCUGAAUCUCUCAGACGUUACUGGUAUAGCAAACCAAAAGGAUUCAUAUGGUUAUGCCUUAGAAAUAAAGAUAUCUUACAGUUUAGAUAACGUACUCUGGAGAUACUAUACUGGUGGAAAUGCUGACAAUAUUCCCAAGGUGAGGGGAAGUAAGGCUGAAUACUUCACAUUAGCCGAACAUAGAGCAGUGUACGUAUGA